CGGCGGAGGGCGGGGCGAGCGAGGGAAGCCCGCCGGCGCGGGACGGCGGUCGCGGCCUGAUGACGUCGCACAAUGGCCGGCCCCCGCGGGUAGUGGAGCCCGUUUGUUCCGCCCGCGUCGCGCCCCUGGCCGGAGCCUGUGAGGAGCGGAAGGGCCGAGGCGCGUCUUCUCGGCGUCCCCCCGAGCCCCGGAGCCGCGGCCUCGUCCCCGCCCUCGCGCUGAGAACGGUGGGCACCGAUGGACGUGGCCGAGAGCCCCGACCGGGACCCGCGCUCACCAGAGGACGAGGAGGAGGAGCAGCCGGGUCUGUCAGAUGAUGACAUUCUGCGGGAGAGCGGGUCGGAACAGGAUGCGGAUGGAGCCGGAGGGCGGGCUUCAGACCUGGAGGAGGAGGAGGAGAGCCGCUCUGAGGAGGAGGAUCAGGAGCAGAGCGGGGGCCCCGCGAGCCCCCCACGCGUGCAGGAGGGGGACCCCGGGGAGGAGGACCGCGCCAGCGACCUGAGGGACGAAGCUUCCUCAGUCACGCGGGAGCUAGACGAGCAUGAGCUGGACUAUGACGAGGAGGUCCCCGAGGAGCCCGCGCCCGUGGUGCAGGAGGAAGAGGCGGAGGACAAGGGGGACAGUGCUCCUGGGGAGCAGGGCCCAGCCGCAGCCCCAGACGCAACUGAGCAGGAGCCCGCAGAGGUGGGCAAGGAGAAGAAGAAGGAGGACGAUGACGGCGAGAUUGAUGACGGCGAGAUUGACGAUGACGACCUGGAGGAGGGGGAAGUAAAGGACCCCAGUGACAGGAAGGUGAGGCCUCGCCCCACCUGCCGCUUCUUCAUGAAAGGGAACUGCACCUGGGGCAUGAACUGCCGGUUCAUCCACCCCGGUGUCAACGACAAAGGCAACUAUUCCCUCAUCAGCAAGGCCGAGCCCUUCCCACCGAACGGCGCCCCACCUCUGGGACCUCACCCGCUGAUGCCCACCAACCCCUGGGGUGGGCCAGUGGUUGAUGAAAUUUUGCCUCCACCCCCUCCAGAACCUCCAACAGAGAGUGCCUGGGAGCGAGGACUCCGGCAUGCAAAGGAGGUCUUAAAAAAAGCCACAAUCCGGAAGGAGCAGGAGCCAGACUUUGAGGAGAAGAGGCUCACGGUGACGAUCGGGGAGGACGACCGAGGCUUCGACAAAGAGAACGAGGCUGUCCGCGACUGGGCCUGCCGGCUCUCGAGGGACACCCGCGACCCUGUACUCGAGCCAUACGCGGAUCCCUACUACGACUACGAGGUGGAGCGGUUCUGGCGUGGCGGCCAGUACGAGAACUUCAGGGUGCAGUACACGGAGGCGGAGCCCUACCACACCUACCGGGAACGGGAGCGGGAACGCGAGCGAGACACCCGUCAGCGGGAGCGCGAGCGAGAACGCGAGCGGGAGCGGGAGCGGGAGAGGCGACAGCGGGAGCGUGAGCGGGAGCGAGAGCGUGACCAGGAGCGGCAGCGAAGGAAGGAGGAGUGGGAGCGUGAGCGCGCCAAGCGGGACGGGAAGGACCGGCAGCACCGCGACCGUGACCGCGACAAGGAGCGGGAGAAGGAGAAGGAGAAGCCAAAGGCCCGCUCCCCACAGCCCCCCAGCCGCCAGGCGGAGCCACCAAAGAAGGAAGCCACCUCCACGGGGCCGCAGGUGAAGCGGGCGGAUGAGUGGAAGGACCCCUGGCGCCGGUCCAAGUCUCCCAAGAAGAAGCUUGGGGUGUCAGUCUCCCCGAGCCGGGCACGGAGGCGUCGGAAAACCUCAGCCUCGUCAGCCUCUGCCUCCAACUCCUCCAGGUCGUCAUCGAGGUCCUCGUCCUACUCGGGCUCUGGCUCGUCCCGCUCCCGCUCCUCGUCCUACAGCUCCUACUCCAGCCGCUCCUCCCGCCGCAGCUCCUUCUCAGGCAGCCGCUCCAGGUCCCGAUCCUUCUCCUCAUCCCCGUCCCCAUCCCCCACGCCUUCCCCACACCGACCUGUCAGAACCAAGGGCGAGCUGGCGCCCCCUCCUGGGAAAGCAGGAGAGAAGUCAGUGAAGAAACCAGCCCCGCCUCCAGCACCGCCACAGGCCCCCAAAACCACUGCUCCUGCCCCAGAGCCCACCAAGCCCGGGGACCCUCGGGCAGCCCGGAGAAAGGAGCGGCAGGCCCGGAGCCCCCCGCGGAGGCGGACCGUGAGCGGCAGUGGCAGCAGCUACAGUGGCUCCAGUUCCCGAUCCAGGUCCCUGAGUGUCAGCAGUGUGUCCUCGGCGUCCAGCGGCACGUCCAGCAGCAGCUCGGCGCAUAGCGUGGACUCAGACGACAUGUAUGCAGACCUGGCCAGUCCCGUGUCCUCAGCUAGCUCACGCUCUGCCACCACAGCGCAGCCCAGGAAGGACAAAGGGAAGUCUAAAAAGGAAGAUGGGGCGAAGGAGGACAAGCGGAAACGGGACCCGUCCUCGCAGGCGUCCAAGUCCUCGAGGCCAGGGGCCAGCAGCCGGCCCUCCCAGCAGCCCGCUGCUCCCCAGCAGACGCCCCCCGGGCAGCCCCAGCAAAGCGCCUUCAUGGCACACAAGGAGAUCAAGUUGACGCUUCUGAAUAAGGCCACUGAGAAGGGGGGCAGGAAGCGCUACGAGACUUCGGACAAAGACAGGCAGAGCCCUCCUGCCAAGCGGGCCAACGUCUCCCCUGAGCGAGGCUCUCGGGACCGGAAGUCCAGUGGGAGACCCGGCUCCCCGAAGCCAGAGCGGCAGAGGGGUCAGAACUCCAAAGCACCCCCGGCCCCGGCUGACAGGAAGCGUCAGUUGUCUCCUCAAUCCAAGAGUUCCAGCAAAGUCACCAGCGUGCCCGGCAAAGCCUCCGAGGGCGGCACUGCAGCCAGCGGCCCCAAAGGCGGCAAGGCCAGCACACUGUCGCGGCGCGAGGAGCUGCUGAAGCAGCUCAAGGCCGUGGAGGACGCCAUUGCGCGCAAGCGGGCCAAGAUCCCCGGGAAGGUGUAGCCACCUGCACGGCUCGAAGCCGGUGAGCACAGCCGUCGGGAUUUGCGAUUAAUGUCGUAUUUGGCUGUGAUUCUUUUUAAAAAUUAAAAAAAAAAAAACAAAGUUUCUCAGCUGGAAAAGAAGCCCCAGGUGACGAUGGUGCCGUGGCCGGUGGCCUGCAGCCCCCUCAGCCGCCGGAACCCGGGGCCUGCCCUGCUCGUGGCCUUGUCUGAGCCCCCAAGCGCUUCCCGAGCUCCUGGCAGCUCCUUUCCUCGCCGACCCAGGAUCAAACGGAUGUAUAUUCUUGACUCAAGUCUGAUCGGGACACAUUUCCUGUCUUUUACUUUAAGCAUCAAAUUGUUUUAGUUGAUCUAAAAAGGAAAAAAAUACAGGGGGAUAAAAGGCGGGAGACGCUGUGGGCGCCUGCACCUCGUCUUUCCCUGAGGGUCUCCUAAAUAAACUAUUUUGA
Molecule: messenger RNA, 3427 nt
Organism: Sorex araneus (European shrew)
Lineage: Eukaryota; Metazoa; Chordata; Mammalia; Eulipotyphla; Soricidae
Gene: ZC3H18
Product: zinc finger CCCH-type containing 18
Exons: 18
Coding region: 238-2979 (913 amino acids)
Molecular function (GO): metal ion binding
Source: RefSeq, a predicted model, not a curated record